CACGUGAUCAACGUAAAAUAGUCAACACGUGAGAAACACCAAAGAAAAUGGUGCACAUCGCUGCAGGAAUACCUCUUCUUACCGUCACUGACGGAACCGAAAUACUCGGUGUUAUCGAAAAAUGUAAAGCUGACACAUUUUUACUGACAUCAAAUAGAUCAAUAACUAUUUUUAAGCCUCAAGAUCCGAAGCCUUUACAGAGUUGGGUAAACAAACCUAGCUCUCGUUUCACAUGUCCUGCAGUGUAUAUUCAAGAGACUGAUGAGUUUGUAGCUGUAGUCAAUGAUAAGCAAAUCUACAAAUGGUCAUCAGAGAAUGCCACUCCUUUCACACAGAAGCCAAAGACUCUGAAGAGUGCAGUGUCUAGAAUUCUCAUUCAAGAACGAGGAAACCCCCUACUUCUGAUGUCCAAUGGCUCUGUGAGGUUGUUAGAUGAUGCUGUUGGUGGCAGCAGAGCCGUAGAGAAGGGAUUCUUGGAGGAGGGUGAAGAGAUCAGGGAUGCAUGGAUAUGGAGAAAGGGAGCUGAUGAGAAUAUUACAUCAUACAUCAUAUGCCUGGUACAGAACUCUCUGACAAAGAAGAAAAGUAUUCUACUCCUGCCAGUUCAGCCAGGUGAAAAGCAGCAUGACAAGUCAGGUGAUGAUGUGAUGAGGUUACAGCUUGAUGAUCCAAUCAAUAAAGCCUGCCCUCUUGAGUCUGCUACAUUAUUCACUGAUGAGACCACUGCUGUACUUCAUACGUUAUGGGAUGGAGGAAGACUUUGCAGUACAUCAAUCACCGAAUCUGAUCUGAGACGAUACAAGGACUCUCCAACUCUGUCAUGCCAUCAUAGAUGUACAAUUAAUGGAAGUACAGGAAAGGUUAGAAUAGCCGCAAUUGAUGAUACACAUGUUGCUGUGGCUGGGAUGCAAAGCAAGACAACAAAGGAUAAGCUAGAAGCUUCACUGUGUAUAUGGGAGACUGGAUUUGGUACUCUACAGAUUCAUCAUGCCCUGGGUCUAGAGGACGGUGAUGGUGAUGGGACACCCUUAUUUCUUGGUGAAGUCAAUGGACAUUUACUCCUAGCAACCAGAAGAACAGUCAUGCUACACAGGUAUGAGUGUUCUGAUGGAACUCUGGCUGCUGCUCUGGGAAGGCUCGCUGGACCAGGACCAGGUCUACAUCAAGAUCUACCUAUUCUAGGACUAGAUUGGACCAGUUCACUUCUUGAAGAGAGCCCUAUCAAGAAGCCCAAAGGUAGGAAAUCGACUGCAGGUACCAAGACUCAGACCCAAUCAAAGGACUCAGAUGGGCAAACAUCUUUGUUGCUGAACAGUAUCUUAGAUGAGUCUAAUACCCAGACUUCAAAAGUGUUCUCAGGUUUAGUUGAAAAGUACAUGAAAGCUUGUAGAGGUGAUCAGCCAGACAGCACAGCACUCAUGCUCAUACUCAAGCAUGUUGUCAAGAGGGUUGAAACCAAUCCUAAGUUCUGGUGUCCAGAGACAUUACAUCAUGUCAUUACAACCAAAGCAGUGGCGGCAAGCUCAUGUCCAGAGUUUAUAGCUAUGCUAGCUAGGAAGCAAGAAGUAUCCCUACUAUUAGACUGCCUGCAAUGCAUGAGAGAUGUACCGGAGCUUAUACUUAUGCAGUGCUUACAGGUCUUUCUAAGUAUUGAUGAAGACAAACUACCAUCUAGCAGGCAAACUACAGAGACUGAGCAUUCAGAUGUACAUGAAGUGAUGAGUCCAGUUAGAAGGACUUAUGUAGAUGAAGUACUAUGUAAGCCAUUCACAGAUGCCUUUCUUCUUGAUGCUGUAAAACAUUUACCAUUCAAAGAAGUCACAUCACUACUAAGGUAUCUGCACUUCUUGUUGACAGCCUCCUCUCCAGGAGGGGAUGACUCAUCAUCACUGGUCUCCAUGGAUAAUGUUGUAGAUUGGAUUGGUGCUAUGUUAGAUGCUCACUUUGCUCAGCUAGUCCUCCUACCGGAAGCCAGACCUCUCCUCACUCAUCUUCAGAAUGCUGUUAAAGACCAGGUUCAAUUUUCAUCUGAGCUCAACGUGGUAAGGAAUCUUCUCCACCACACCCACGGUGCUAGGUCACACAUCAAAGCCACUCCAUCGAAUGCAGCAAAGUCAUAUAGCAUUGAGGUCCUCAAAAUGUAGUUGUAAGACUCUAUCUACACCCAAUCAUUGAAGUAUUGAAUGCUGAUAUUGGAUUAGUAGGAUAUGUUCAGAUCACAGCUGCUUUUUUUUUUUAUCUUCAGCAAGACAUUCAUCAAAACAAUGUUUCAAGAGUGUACCCAUCCAUGUGAUAGAGGCAAGCUUCCCAGAUUAAGAAUCGUUCAGUCUGACUAAAUACAAAAUGUUAUGAAUUUUAUAGUUUUGGGUGAAAAAAGGGUGUAUUUUCUGGCAUUUAAAAAGAAACAUGGCACCUUGAAUGGUUCAUUCUCUCCCCGAAUUUGUACUGUUAUUUCUUGAUAUUGCAAGUUUCUUUUGUUCUCAGCAUCGCUUUAAGUCCAUUUACAGUUUUGUUAACCCCCCCCCCCCCCCCUCCCCCUUAAUUAAAACAAAAACUGUACACGAUGUACAUGUGUUUGUCUUGGUCCAACAAUCCUGCUAUAUAUUUGCUACCAUGUGUUUUUAGAAAAUUUCUUCCCACCACAAACUUUCAUGACUCUGUAGCCUAGAAUCUUAUCCAUUAGGCCUAAAAGAAAAUGAUGUUGUAUUGCCCGUUGCGACCGACCCGAAAAAUCUUGAAAUCUAUAGUCGUCUUUCAAAAAAUUUAUUAAAAAAAACGUUUUUUAGAGGAAAAAAAU
Molecule: messenger RNA, 2797 nt
Organism: Strongylocentrotus purpuratus (purple sea urchin)
Lineage: Eukaryota; Metazoa; Echinodermata; Echinoidea; Camarodonta; Strongylocentrotidae
Gene: nol11
Product: nucleolar protein 11-like
Exons: 16
Coding region: 48-2144 (698 amino acids)
Biological process (GO): maturation of SSU-rRNA
Cellular component (GO): nucleolus; nucleus
Molecular function (GO): RNA binding; protein binding
Source: RefSeq, a predicted model, not a curated record